Messenger RNA from Prunus dulcis (almond), 2593 nucleotides. RefSeq names its product chaperonin 60 subunit beta 4, chloroplastic. Gene Ontology annotation, cellular component: chloroplast stroma. Gene Ontology annotation, biological process: protein refolding. The coding region runs from base 166 to 1689 and encodes 507 amino acids. The record is from RefSeq and is a predicted model, not a curated record. Lineage: Eukaryota; Viridiplantae; Streptophyta; Magnoliopsida; Rosales; Rosaceae. The transcript is spliced from 13 exons. Gene Ontology annotation, molecular function: ATP-dependent protein folding chaperone; ATP binding.
AGUUCCAAGAUUUUUUUCUCUUUUUCCCGUUAGAACUCUCUCCUCUUAUCCUCCUAAACUUCAUCAAAACUAUCUUCAAAGUUAUCUCCAAACUUCAAAUGAUAUUUGCAGGACCAAACUCCUGCAUUCAAAUCAGGUUCAACUGGUGAAUCAAAGUUUUCAACCAUGGCAUUUUCUCCAACUCCCAUCUCUUCUUUCUCCUUCGCCAACCCAACACUGCCCAAAAGGAUUUCUUCAGUACCUUCUGCAGUAAACUCAAAAGGUGUAGCCAAAGAUCUCAUCUUUAACCACGACGGUUCUGCCACAAAGAAGCUUCUGGCAGGCGUGGACAUGGUGGCAGAGCUGGUUGGGGUUACGUUGGGCCCAAAGGGAAGGAAUGUGGUGCUGCAGAAUAAGUAUGGACCUCCCAAGAUUGUCAAUGACGGUGAAACUGUCCUCAAACAGAUUGAGUUGGAGGACCCUGUGGAGAAUGUUGGAGUGAAAUUGGUGAGGCAAGCUGGUGCAAAAACAAAUGAUCUGGCUGGAGAUGGUUCCACUACAGCUGUAAUUCUUGCUCAUGGCUUAAUCACUGAAGGUGUGAAGGUUACUGCAGCUGGCUUGAACCCCAUUCAAAUUGCUCGUGGCAUUGAGAAAACUGCGGCGGCGCUCGUUUCUGAACUCAAAUUGAUGUCCAGAGAGAUUGAGGAUCAUGAGCUUGCACAUGUUGCUGCAGUUAGUGCAGGCAAUGAUUUUGCAGUGGGGAAUAUGAUUUAUGAUGCUCUUCUUCAAGUAGGAAAGAAGGGUGUGGUUACUAUUGAACAAGGGAAAUGUACAGAGAACAAUCUACAAAUUGUGGAAGGAAUGCAGUUUGAUCGUGGAUACUUAUCCCCUUACUUUGUCACUGAUAGAAGAAGAAGGAUAGUGGAGUUUCAAAACUGUAAGUUACUUUUGGACCACAAGAAAAUUACAAACCCGAAGGAGAUGUUUAAAUUAUUGGACAAUGCAGUGCAAGAAAAGUAUCCAAUGGUGAUAGUUGCAGAGGGCAUUGAGCAGGAAGCUCUAGCUCCAGUAAUUAGAAACAAACUCAGAGGUGUGCUGAAAGCAGCUGCUAUUAAAGCUCCUGCCUUUGGUGAGCGCAAAAGCCACUACUUAGAUGACAUUGCCAUCUUGACUGGAGGAACCGUAGUAAGAGAUGAGAUGGGGAUUAUCCUAGAAGAUGCUAACAAAGAGGUUUUGGGUACUGCUACUAAAGUUGUGAUAACUAAGGAUUCUACAUUGAUAGUUACCGAUGGUAGCACUCGACAAGCUGUUGAAAAGAGGGUUUCUCAGAUACGAAAGCUUGUUGAGAACACUGAAGAAGAAUUUCAAAAGAAGAUAUUAAAUGAAAGAAUAGCAAGAUUAUCAGGGGGAAUUGCUAUUCUGCAGGUAGGAGCACAAACACAAGUUGAGUUAAAAGAUAAACAACUUAGAAUCGAAGAUGCUUUGAAUGCGACCAAGGCAGCAAUUGAGGAAGGUGUUGUAGUUGGUGGUGGCUGCAGUCUUUUGAGGCUCUCCAAAAAGGUGGAUGGUAUUAAAGAACUUUUGGAUAAUGAGGAACAGAAGAUCGGAGCAGAAAUCUUCAAGAGAGCUUUAAGCUAUCCUGUAAAACUGAUAGCAAAAAAUGCAGGUGUGAAUGGAAAUGUUGUGGUAGAGAAAGUCUCUGCAUGUUAAAUGCAUUAUCUUCUUAAAACUUAAUUUUAGACUUAAUGCACUUCACGCUUUAUGACCAGACCAGAUAUAUUUGAUCAAACAAACUCCUCUGUUGAGACUUGUUAAAUUUUGCAGAUUCUAUCUAACGAUAAUAUUGGGUAUGGAUAUAAUGCUGCGAAAGACUGUUACGAGGACCUAAUGAAAGCUGGGAUCAUGGAUCCAUCAAAGGUUGUUAGAUGUUGUUUGGAGCAUGCAGCAUCAGUCGCCAAAACUUUUCUGACAUCCGACGCUGUUGUAGUCGACAUUAAGGAAACACAACCCUUUCCUAGAAGAAUGCCACCAAAACUACCCAAUAUCCCAAGAAGAAUGCCACCAGAACUGCCCAAUAUUCCAAGAAGAAUGCCACCAGACCUGCCCAAUAUCCCAAGAAGGCCAACACCAAUGUCCAUGUCCAUGCCAAACUCAGGUGCUGGAUCAUUUGGCCUUUAGAUGGCAGAUGAUGACUGUACUGAUGCAGCCCACAAAACCCUGAUUUCAUCUAUCUGAGCAAAGUUUAAGGGGUCAUGAAAGAGCCAUGAAACAAGCUAGCUGUUCGUAAUUCAGCUCCUUCACAUCAGGUGGAUGGCUUCAAAAUUACAUCCAUGAGAAGUUUGCAUUGGGGCAAGAAUGCUACUACUCUGAAAGGCAAUGCAGCAAGAUAAGGUGGUUUGCCUAUUUUGUAAAUUUACAAGAAACAAAUGACUAGCUGUUAAUAGGAAAUGUUUUUUUUUUCCACAUUGUAUGUAAGUAAGACCAGAGGCGUCCUACGAUGUUCAUACAAGGUCCAGAACUAGAUUGUUUGCGGUACAAGAUUGACAUGUAAUAGGAAUUUCAUUCUUUGUCCACGAUCAAAUUUAUCAAAAUCUUCAUUGAUUUUAAGGUUGCA